AUGCAGGGGUUUAGACAAGCAUUUGAGCACAGUAAUCUUAUUCAAAUACCCACUGUUGGCUCUUUCUUCAUAUGGGAGAAGGGCAGGGAGUCGAAUAAUCUGGUUAGAGAGAAGCUUGAUAGAGCCCUUGCUACUAAGGACUGGGCUCGUAAAUUCACUAAUGAUGUCUGCUUGGUUGUUCAUGUUCCUAGAUCGGAUCACAAACCGUUGGUGAUUAAUACAGCUCCUAAGGAUAAUAGGAGAGAUAGAAGGAGAUUUCGAUUUGAUAAUGCAUGGAGUAGAAAUAGAGAUUUUUGGCAAAAGAAGAAGACUAUGCAGAGAUUAUUGGAUAAUGGACCAAGUACUGUUUCUCACGCCUCUUUAAAGGAAGAUUGCAAUCGUCUCCUUGAGCAGGAAGAAGUUAGACUUAAACAACAGGCAAAAUGCUUUUGGCUUAACAAUGGGGACCGAAAUACAAAAUUUUUUCAUUUUAUUCUUUAUGGCGAUUCUGUGGAUUGUGAACGGAUUUUUGAGUUGGUGCUGCCCUUGAUUAGUGAUGCCGAUAAUGCUGAUCUUUGUGCUCCCUUUUCGAAUGAGAAAUUUAGAGUUACUCUUUUUCAGAUGCAUCCAGACAAGGCACCUGGGCCGGAUAGGUUAAAUCCUGCAUUUUACCAGAGAUUUUGGCACUUGAUUGGUAAUGAUGUUUCCGAUGGUUGUCGCCUAUGGCUUCAACAAGGUACUUUUCCUUCUUCUCUUACUGAAACAUUGAUUAUUUUGAUCUCUAAAGUGGAUAGCCCUGAAACUGUUAAAGACUUUCGUCCAAUUACGUUAUGUAAUGUGUUAUAUAAAAUUGUGGCUAAAGCUUUGGCGAACAGAUUUAAAAGGGUCCUUCCUAUGACUAUCUCUAAGAAUCAGUCUGCCUUUAUCCCUCAUCGGUUGAUUACCGAUAAUAUUAUGGUUGCGUUUGAAAUGAUACACAAUAUGAAAACUAAUAAGGGCAGAAAUGAUGAAGGCUUAUCGUUACUACUUAAAGAUGCUGAAUCUAGAGGCCGGUUGCAGGGCUGUAAGGCAAGUGCUAGAUGCCCAAAGAUCUCACAUUUAUUUUUUGCAGAUGAUUCUCUGUUAUUUUUUAAUGCUAGACUGGAGGAAGCAGAUAGUAUUAAAUCUAUUCUCAAUACCUAUGCUGCUGCUUCUGGACAAGUGGUGAACUUCAACAAAUCUGGCAUUUUCUUCAAUCCCAAUGUGGUCUCCUCUGUAAGGUCUAAUAUCAGUAAUAUCCUAGAUGUUCAUUCACCAUUGAGUCAUAGUGCCUAUCUGGGGUUACCUUCUCUUAUUGGGAGGAACAAAAAAGCAGUUUUUGAUUUUCUAAAAGAAAGAAUGUGGAAGAGGAUUAAUUCAUGGGGCAGCAGAUUCCUAUCUAGAACAGAAUGGUCAAUGGCUUUUGGUAGGGGAGUGUUUAAAACAAAGUACUUCCCAAAUGGUGAUUUAUUUUCCACCAAUGUAAGUAAUGGUGCUAGCUUUAUUUGGAAAAGUGUGAUGGCAAUAAGGGAGUUGAUUCAAAGGGGUACAAGGUGGAGGGUGGGUAAUGGAGAGAAUAUUUUAAUGGCUUCAGCUCCCUGGAUUCCUAAGGAGGAUAUCUUUUUUGCAGAUGAUGGCUUCGAUUUUAUUGAACCACAUUUGCGUGUUUGUGAUCCUUUUGAAGGUAAUGGGAGGGUUUGGAACAUUACUCUUUUAAUGGAGCUUUUUUCUUCAAGAGAUAUCAAGCCUAGUAUUAGUAUUCCUAUUAGUAUUAUCAAUAAGGAAGACCCCUUCUUGUGGCACUUUGAUAAAGGAGGUGUGUAUACGGUGAAAUCCGCAUACGUUGUGUAUAUGAAUUUACUAGGAAGAUCAUCUUUUAAUGUGGGGGAUGAGUCGUGGACUAGUUUGUGGAAUGUUUCGAUCCCUCCAAAAGUGAAGGAUUUCUGUUGGAGAGCUUGUAGAAAUAUAUUGCCUACAAAGGAUAACUUAAGGCAAAAGAGCGUGGAUAUGGAUGCUAGAUGUCCUUGGUGCCAUAAAGAUGAAAGUGUCAAUCAUAUUUUGUUGCAUUGUCCUGUGUCCAAGGAAAUCUUGAAGUCCCAAGAUAAAAUUAGAAAAGCCUUUCUAAUGGUCUGUGCAUGGAGAUUAUGGUCAGCAAAAAACUCAUUAUUAUGGAACCAAGUGCAAAAUUCAGCAGCUCACCUUGUGGAAGAUGUUAUGCAUCAUAUCUCGGAUUGGGAAGUUGCUCAACAUGCUAGUGCUUUGCAUAGAAAUACCAUUGCUACUUUAUAUCAGGGCAGAAACUUGUUUUAUUUCUCCAAUCCUGCUCGUGAUCUUGAAGUCAUUCCUCUCCAAAUUCGUGCGUCAUCUCCAAGUUUGGAUAAUUUCAAUUGGUUUUGUCAAAUUGAUGGAUUUUUAUUUCAAGUUCAAGAUUUUAUUGGCUACGGUUUUGUUGUGAAAAACUUUGAGAGUAUAUUUCAACGUGGUGUUUGUAGUUUCUCGGAAGGUAAUGGUACGCUGAUAAUUGUUGAAACUUUAACUCUUCAUCACUGUUUGCUCUUUGUGACAAAAUUUUUGUCUUUUAAUGGCUGCAUUUUUCUAGACUGUUUGCAAGUAAUUUUCAGUUUCCACAUUUAG
Messenger RNA from Manihot esculenta (cassava), 2631 nucleotides. RefSeq lists its product as uncharacterized. The coding region runs from base 1 to 2631 and encodes 876 amino acids. NCBI's taxonomy places the organism in Eukaryota, Viridiplantae, Streptophyta, Magnoliopsida, Malpighiales, Euphorbiaceae. The record is from RefSeq and is a predicted model, not a curated record. The transcript is spliced from 7 exons.